UUUUACCAGCACUUUUUUUUUUUUAACUUUUACUUGAGGGAGGAGAAAUGGAAAAUUAACUGCUUGCCUUAGAGAAAUGCCUCAGCGAAAAGAGGAAACGUAGCAGUGAACUUGAGAACAUCUUGGAAAAUCUCAGUCUAAAAAUUUUCAAUUCAUCAUGAAGAUCAACCAAUCUUUCCUGUUCCUGCUUUGCAUUACUCAGAGGAUGCCUUGGGUUGGUGGAGAUUGUUUUUACAAUGCAGUCCUUAGGUAUUGCUCUUGCUCACUUGUAGAUCUGACCAAUAUUGUGAGUAUUGUGUCUUGCAUUCAAGCAUCUAAUUUCGAGUUCCAAGGAGGGAGUUUCAUAGAUACUCAAGAUUACAUUUUAUACAACGUGGAAAUGGAGCAGGUACUGGCUAUGAUCCGCCUUCCGCUGACCAAGGUCACCUUUGUAAAUGUAGUGUUGUCUGAAGAGUUUUUGUCUACAUUUUUAAAAUGGGUUUACAGAAUACCAAUUGAAGUGCUUGCAUUUGAGAACACGAAGUUUGUUGGCCAGCCAAGCUGGCUGUAUAUAGGUGAAUCACCACCUCGAAUCUCAUCUCUCCAAUUUAUCAACAUAUCUUCUUACCCAUUGUUUGAUAGACCUGAUACUUUCCCUGCUCUUGGGAGUUGGAUAUACAAACUGGAAGAACUAACCAUGAAGAAAUCUAAUGUAAAGAGCAUACCAUGCAAUGCCAGUCUACACUUUAAAGAUCUUACAUCUUUAGAUUUGUCUGAAAACCUUCUUGACGAUCAUGAUAUAUUUUCUCUGUUUUGUCCUGAUGCUUUCCCUAUGUUGAAAACAUUAAUACUCCGACAUAAUAAUUUUGUUAAUUUGGAUACCAUAUGCCAGACUUUGAAGAAAUACAAUCAAUUAGUACAACUAGAUUUGAGUCAGAAUAACUUAUCCAAUGUGUCAACUUCUUUUUGCAUUUGGAAGCCAUCUAUACUAUUCUUAAACCUUUCUGAUACAGGUUUGGAAGAAAUUAACUAUAAUCUACCACAGAAUUGUGAUGUGCUAGAUUUAAGCUACAACAAGCUUGAUUAUCUGAAUAUCUCAUUACCUAAACUGAAAAAACUAUAUUUGUCUUACAACAAAUUUAUCACUAUUCCAACCACAGCCAAACUUCCAAGAUUAGAGAUGUUAGCUUUAGAUGGCAAUCCCAUACAAACACUGCAAUUGGGACAACUUCAGUAUUACAAUCAUCUGAACAGUAUUAAGGCAGAUAGUAUUCCAUAUUUGUGUUCCUGUUCUCUUAACCAUGAAAUUAAAGAAAUAAAAAAAACUGGUUUGAUUCUGGAGGGCUGGCCGGAUGGAUACACAUGUGACUCCCCCAUUUUAUUUCAGGGGAAGCUAGUCAAUGACGUGAAUCUAUCAUUCUUUGAGUGCCAUAAACCUCUGCUGACAGUUGUAAUCUGCAUUGUGGUAUUAUUAGUGUGUAUUGCUACGGUCAUUUGCUCCGUGAAGAUUCAUCGAAGUAAUAAAACAAGGUCACGGAAUAUGCAAACAGGAAAUUUAAGCACUGUCCAAUUCCAGUCAUAAACUUGUUUUGGCAUAAAGAAAAUUCUUUCAGUUGUCAG
This is a messenger RNA of Pelobates fuscus (common spadefoot toad), 1599 nucleotides long. It is a transcript of the gene CD14, whose product is annotated as CD14 molecule. The record is from RefSeq and is a predicted model, not a curated record. Gene Ontology annotation, molecular function: lipopolysaccharide binding; protein binding. The transcript has 2 exons. Lineage: Eukaryota; Metazoa; Chordata; Amphibia; Anura; Pelobatidae. The coding region runs from base 158 to 1561 and encodes 467 amino acids. Gene Ontology annotation, cellular component: membrane raft; lipopolysaccharide receptor complex; external side of plasma membrane. Gene Ontology annotation, biological process: cellular response to lipopolysaccharide; toll-like receptor 4 signaling pathway; positive regulation of cytokine production.